AUGCAGCACGUCUCAUUGAAGGUGACGAAAGUGCACCACUUCUUGAGGUUAAUGGUUCUUGCAAAGUCUCGAGCUACAUCUGCUGCGGCGACCUUCUUCGACCCAAUCACAAUUGGCCUGCAAGAAUAUGUUGAUGGGGCAAAUGGAUAUAAUAAUCCGGUAGAGCUUGUCCUAGAAGAAGUCAGAAGGAUCUGGAAAGACGCGGCCCCAAGGGUACAGUGUUUGGUCAGUAUUGGAACUGGAAUUCCCAACCCCAAAGACUUCGGUGAUAAUCUGAAGGAGGUUUUUGGUACCCUCAAGGCCAUCUCUAUUGAAAUCGAAAAAAACGGAGCAACGCUCCUUAAGAAUAGUACAAGCUUCGGUAUUGGUGGUCGGUACUUCCGGUUUAACAUUAGCAAAGGUCUCAACGGAAUUGGCCUAGAUGAGUGUGACCAAAAGAGUUUGGGUCAAAUUACGGCAGCGUCUGAGGCGUAUCUAGAAGAUGAGAGGGUCAGAGAGUGCGAGGUUGAAUUCGGCGAAAAGGAUAGCCAGAUCGAAGUUUCGCAGUCAUUUGUAGUGAACCUUGAUGUCUGGGUAGACACACAACGGAAAUUGGAUCCCAUGUGGAGCACCCGCAAUUUUCAACCUAUACCUAAAUACUUGUGGGAUUUCUGUCAAUGGAAAUGGAGGGUUGCGGCUGAAUAUGGUCGAAGACACCCGGAAGCUGAACUACACAGAGCUUACUGUGUUCGACGUCGGGCAGUUCCACUCAUUGGUUCAGCACGUAAAGAAGAGUAUAUUUACCUCUACAUCAUUUCUAUUUAUCUGUUCUAUCUCCCCUGGUGCCUCAAUAUUGAGCCAGAUAGCCAAAUCUAUUGCCACAUUGACUAUUUCACCGAUUAUUAG
Trichoderma virens Gv29-8 is the source of this 885-nucleotide messenger RNA. RefSeq lists its product as uncharacterized. Gene Ontology annotation, cellular component: membrane. Gene Ontology annotation, biological process: arachidonate metabolic process. The record is from RefSeq and is a predicted model, not a curated record. Lineage: Eukaryota; Fungi; Ascomycota; Sordariomycetes; Hypocreales; Hypocreaceae. The coding region runs from base 1 to 885 and encodes 294 amino acids. The transcript is spliced from 3 exons.